Messenger RNA from Trichoplusia ni (cabbage looper), 1050 nucleotides. RefSeq names its product radial spoke head protein 9 homolog (gene Rsph9). Gene Ontology annotation, biological process: axoneme assembly; motile cilium assembly; cilium movement involved in cell motility. Gene Ontology annotation, cellular component: axoneme. The transcript has a single exon. The coding region runs from base 73 to 888 and encodes 271 amino acids. Lineage: Eukaryota; Metazoa; Arthropoda; Insecta; Lepidoptera; Noctuidae. The record is from RefSeq and is a predicted model, not a curated record.
CUUACCAUUGUCAAUUUAACGAAUUGUGUUCGAUAUUAACGUUUUUAUCAGUUUCUGUCGUUAAUAUAAAAGAUGAACGUCCACAAGCUUUGGGAGUACAAAGAAUAUAUCAACGUGAAUGGCGUCAUGCUGACGAGUGAACUGAUAUCUAUACUACAGAAUUCUCUCACUCUGCUGCAAGUGGAGAACCAUUUCACGCACAUACAGUACUGGGGACAGAUAUACGCCGUCGACGUGGACUACCACAUCGCCGUCGGCAUCACCACCGACGCCCUCUCUGAUAGAAAAUACUUUUACACCACUGACUUCAAAUUCUGGGGCAUGCUGCCAAAACCAAAGAAGAAGUACAAGCAACUAUCGCUUAUUACUUCAUUUCCAUUCAGAGGGGAUCCAGCUUUGAAGAUAAAGGUGCUUGACGAAUCCAUGGACGAGGCCAACCUUGACCGCUGUAAGAUUAUGAAAGAAGAGUCUCGCUUGUCCGCCACCAUCAGUAACAUUUGCGAGGAAUCUGAAAUAUGCGCUCGUGGGCAACUUUUAAAGCAGCCGUCUGGUACAAUAGUCAUAAACCCUAACUUUUACGGUUUGACAGGUCCGGAGGCAAAACAACUAAAAUCCUUCCUCCACAUAAGAGUUCCUCACCAUCGUUGGAACACUAAUCUGCUUACUCGAGCCGACUACAACUAUAGCAUGGAUUUCCUAGACUCCAUCGACCAGGACAUACCAGGUGGCUGCUGGAACCUUUCUGUAGAACAAGGCGGGGGUCUCGUGUACUUGAAAAGCCUCUACUGGCCGGGGAUGAUGUAUUUUCAUAAAGUAAGAACGCCUGAAGCUGGUUUUCUUUACAUUGGAAAUGGCCGCAAAAACUUGGACGUACCUUUUCUCCUUUAAUUUCGUUUUAAUAUAAUAUUUAGCGUUAUUUUUUUUUACAUUGAUGAUAAAUAUAUUUUUGCUAUUUAUGCUGUCGUUUUAUAAUUCUAAGCUUUGUAAGUUAAAUCUUCGGACUUAAUAAACAAGGGUAAGUAUAUAAUUACUAAUAAUCUAUAUUAAUUC